Lynx canadensis (Canada lynx) is the source of this 4002-nucleotide messenger RNA. Its product is annotated as protocadherin gamma-B3-like. Gene Ontology annotation, biological process: homophilic cell-cell adhesion. Lineage: Eukaryota; Metazoa; Chordata; Mammalia; Carnivora; Felidae. The record is from RefSeq and is a predicted model, not a curated record. Gene Ontology annotation, cellular component: plasma membrane. Gene Ontology annotation, molecular function: calcium ion binding.
CAUAGAUUACUUUCUUUAGAAUAUGUGAUUAUAAGGACUCAUACUUCACUCCCCAAAUUCGAAUAACUCACCAUUGCUAAGCUACUUGAGAAGAAACAGUACCAUUAGAGACAAUGGUAAAGUAGUGUGGAAAAAGUAAAAUCAGAGGAAUAGUUUUUGAAUCCUAGUCAUUUGAAAGUAGACACUUGGAAACUAACAAGGAGUUUCUUCUUGCUUCUUACCAUACUCCUGUUUUAUAAGAAUAAUCAGUCUCUUUGCUUACAUAUCAAUUAUUUGGGGGGUAAGGUGACAAUGAUAAUAUAGAAGGAAGUGAAACACAGUAUACAACUAAAAGCUAUGAUAUUUGUAACAUUUUUAAGUUAGAAAAAAAGAAAAUAGAGUGGAGUAGUAACAAUACAUAUCAAGCUGAUAUUUCAAGAAUUUUCCUAUUAUACUUUCUGCUGCACCACCACUACUUUCAUUUGUGUCAUUUUCUACAUAUUUUUAUUUGGUCUUCAAUUUUGCUAAGUAACACAGGGAAGAUGUUAUUAUAGCCAUUUUUAUGAAAAUGGAAAUGAAAAGCACUACGAUGCCCAAUGUCUUCAGCAAGUUACCUCUGCUCUUUGAGGAGUAAAAAUGACUUGAUUUAGAUGGAUAAAGCUCAGGUUCAAAUAAAAUCACAGCCAGACCAAAGAUAGAGUGAAUAUUUAAAAUGUUAAAUCCUUGUAAAAUGAGAAAAAUGAGUAUCUAUAUCAGGACACAGUAGAAUUUUCUUCUAACCCACUCCUUACUUGGAGCUGAUGUAGUAACCACUACUGCAGUUCUGCAGCCCAGACGCGGGGUGCCGCUGUUGGCUAGUACUGAGCGAAGUAUCAGCUUCUCCUGGCGCAAAGGAAUCGCCAGCCCACCGCGGAACCGCGAGAAUUGGACACUCUGCCUCUGGCUCUGUGACGCUAAGAUAUUUGUUAGAACCCGCCUGCCAAGACAAUCAGGAGUUGCUCCUGCUCGGAGAAUUCUUGGAUAAUUUAGCGACCAUAGCUCUUCAGAGUCAGAAAGGCAAAGGCGCUGAAAGCGGGAUGAGCGAUCACUUGGGAUUGAAGGGCCCGGCUGGGCGGAGACAAAUGCUGUUUCUCUCUUUGCUGUCUUUGUUCUGCCCGGUGAUCUCGGAGCAGAUCCUCUAUACUAUUCCGGAGGAGCUGGCCAGGGGCUCGCUUGUGGGAAACCUCGCCAAGGAUCUGGGGAUUGGCGUUGGAGAUUUGCCUGCUCGAAACCUGCGUGUUAGUGCACAGAAGAAACUGUUUACAGUGAGUACUGAGAAUGGGGACUUACUUGUUAGUGACCGUAUAGACCGAGAGCAGAUUUGUGGCGAGAAGUCGACAUGUGUUCUAGAAUUCGAAUUGGUGGCCGAAAAGCCUUUGAACUUCUUUCAUGUAAGUGUGGUAAUUCAGGAUGUCAAUGACAAUCCACCAACCUUUAGCCAAAAUAUCACUGAAUUGGAAAUCAGUGCUGCCAUAACCGGAGCCUCCUUUGCCCUGGAACCCGCGCAAGAUUCAGAUGUAGGUGUCAAUUCCCUGCAGCAGUACUACCUCAGUCCCAACCCACACUUCUCUUUGAUCCAGAAGGAGAACCCAGAUGGCAGUAGGUACCCAGAACUGGUAGUGAAGACUCCCCUGGACAGGGAGAGCUCACGCCACCACCUGGUCCUCACGGCUGUGGAUGGGGGUGACCCAGCCAGAAGCUGCACUACCCAGAUCAUGGUGGUUGUGGCAGAUGCAAAUGAUAAUGCACCAGUGUUCACCCAGGACAUUUACAGGGUCAGUGUUCCAGAGAACCUGCCUGUGGGCUCCUCUGUACUAAGAGUGAUGGCCACUGACUUGGAUGAAGGGGUCAAUGCUGUGAUCACCUACACUUUCAUCAACAUUGGUAGGGCAGUGAGACAGCUGUUCAAACUGGACAGUACAACAGGGGAACUCACCACUGGCGGAGGACUGGACUUUGAAGAGAGAGCGAGCUACACAAUUGGGGUGGAAGCAAAGGAUGGUGGACAUCACACAGCACACUGUAAAGUACAAAUAGAUAUUUUGGAUGAAAACGACAAUACACCAGAGAUAACCCUGGAUUCUGAAUCUAAACAUAUUCUAGAAGAUGUUGAGUUGGGGACUGUUGUUGCCCUGAUCAAAACCUAUGACCUCGAUUCUGGAUUUAAUGGGGAAGUUUUCUGCCAACUAAAAGGAAAGUUCCCAUUUAAAAUAGUUCAAGAUACAAAAAACACAUACAAGUUGGUCACAGAUGGAGCCCUAGAUCGAGAGCAGACUCCGGAAUACAACAUUACCAUCACAGUCACCGACAGGGGAAGGCCAGCCCCUCCUCCAACAGAAGUGUCAUCUUGAACAUUGCUGAUCAAUGACAACGCGCCGGUUUUCCCACAGCCUUCUUACGUGGUCCACGUGGUUGAGAACAAUCCUCCUGGAGCCUCUAUCGCCCAAGUCAGCGCCUCCGACCCCGACCUGGGACCCAACGGCCACGUCUCCUACUCCAUCGUGGCCAGCGACCUGGAGCCGCGGGCGCUGGCGUCCUACGUGUCCGUGAGCGCGCAGAGCGGCGUGGUGUUCGCGCAGCGCGCCUUCGACCACGAGCAGCUGCGCGCCUUCGAGCUGACGGUGCAGGCCCGCGACCAGGGCUCGCCCGCGCUCAGCGCCAACGUGAGCUUGCGCGUGUUGGUGGGCGACCGCAACGACAACGCGCCUAGGGUGCUGUACCCGGCGCUGGGGCCCGACGGCUCGGCGCUCUUCGACACGGUGCCGCGCGCCGCGCAGCCCGGCUACCUGGUCACCAAGGUGGUGGCGGUGGACGCCGACUCGGGACACAAUGCGUGGCUGUCGUACCACGUGCUGCAGGCCAGCGAGCCCGGACUCUUCAGCCUGGGGCUGCGCACGGGCGAGGUGCGCACUGCGCGUGCUUUGGGCGACAGGGACGCGGCCCGCCAGCGCCUGCUGGUUGCCGUGCGGGAUGGAGGACAGCCGCCCCUUUCCGCAACUGUCACGUUGCUCCUGGUUUUCGCAGACAGCCUACAAGAGGCGCUGCCGGAUGUCAGCGACCGUCCGGAGCCCUCUGACCCCCAGGCUGAGCUGCAGUUUUACCUGGUGGUGGCCUUGGCCUUGAUCUCAGUGCUGUUUCUCCUAGCAGUGAUUCUAGCGGUUGCGCUGAGCCUGCGACGCUCCUCCCGCCCUUCCUCCUGGAGCUGCUUUAAGACUGAUGUCUGCUCCAAGACUGGAUCUGGGGUUAUUCCCAACUUUAGCGAAGGGACUUUGCCUUAUUCUAACACUGCCUCACAUUCCUCAGAGACUGAGUUUAAAUUUCUCAGUAUAAAGCCUGAAAAUGGUCCAUCACAAGAUCUUCUAUGUAAUGAAGCCUCUUGGUUUGAAAGUGCCAAUAAUGAUAAUCGCAAAAUGACUUCUAAUUCAGUCAAUUUGCAACAGGUGAGUUACGUCAAAACCUUUUAUUUCUAUAAGUAUAAUUAGGUUAUAGAUAAAAAGUAUACAGGCUAACUAUACCCUGAUUUUAUUGUGUUUUAUUGAUUUUUCUGGGCAUCGUUUGUGUGUGAGGGGUGUUAGAAUUUUUUUGUUCAUUUAUCUGUGUUGCAGUCUUUCAUAUAAAGGGGCCUUGUGAUGUCUUGAAAUUUUUGUUAAAUCUAAAACCACAUAUCAUGAAACAUUUUUGAUAUAUUAGCAUCACCCUGUCAUUGGGAAACCUUAUAUAAUUAAACACAAAUGUAGGCACUUAAGUGGUUUACUUAGUUUCAAUGCAGUCAGUCCUAAAUUAUGUUUUGUAUAUAUUAAUACAAGUUUUCUCAUUGUAGACAAUAUAUUUUCACUUCCUUUUUAUGUUUUUAUUUUAUUUUUACAGUUUUUUUAAUUCAUUUAAGUAAUCCCUACACCCAACAUGGGGCUCAAAUUCAUGACAUGGAUAUCAAGAGUCACAGGCUACUCUAAUUGAGCCAGCCAACUGCCCCCCUUUUCAUGA